Messenger RNA from Myripristis murdjan (pinecone soldierfish), 1092 nucleotides. RefSeq names its product cell division cycle associated 5 (gene cdca5). The transcript has a single exon. Gene Ontology annotation, cellular component: nucleus. Gene Ontology annotation, biological process: mitotic sister chromatid cohesion; mitotic metaphase chromosome alignment; double-strand break repair. Lineage: Eukaryota; Metazoa; Chordata; Actinopteri; Holocentriformes; Holocentridae. The record is from RefSeq and is a predicted model, not a curated record. Bases 165 to 902 code for a protein of 245 amino acids.
GCUCGUCACAAGUGCGCGACUCGGGCGGGCAAUUUGAGCGGUUUGCUGUUGCUGUUGCUGUUGUUGUUGUUGCACUCGGUUGGAUAACAGACUUCGAUAAUACUGUACGAAUUGUGGGAAAAAAUACAGAAGAAGCGUGUUAUUUAAUCAAGAGGGGAGUAAAAAUGAACGGAGGGACGCCUGACGGCCCGCAGCGAAGACGGUCAGCGCGGUUGACUUCUCCGCAAAACAACGUCAAAGUUGACAACAUGGCGCCGGCGGCCGCUGUGAAGCGCUCCAUCACCGUGAGGAAGAUAGCGCCCAGGAAAACAGCCGUGCCGUCCGAGCACAACAAGGAGAAUGAGCAGAGGAGGCCCGGCUCUGAGGGCGGCGGAGGAGGGGAGCAGAAGAAGCCGAAGGUGUCCACCCCGGGUCCCGUCCUGGCCGAGCCGGUCGCCAAGAAGGCCGCCAUGCCCUCACCUAUCCUGGCCUCGCCGCCGCCUUGUCGCCCGCAGCCGGCGGCGGCAGCAGCAGCGGCCGACCCGGAGGACUUGGUGUGGUCCAAGAAGGUGCGUCGGUCCUACAGCCGCCUCAGCGACCCGUCUCCGAGCAGCCCCAGCAACAGGGAGUCUCUAUUCGGCUUCGACAAAAUGAAAACCCCGGAGGUGAUGCGCAAGGCGACGGGCCCCGACAGAUCCGGGUGUCUCUCCGGGCUGAACUCGUUCACCUCGCUGCUUGAGGCGGAGGACUCGGCUCCCUCCUUCCCGGAGCCGGACACUAACAUCCCCGGGGUGGCCGUGGUGAAGGAGAAGAAGAGGAGGAGGAAGGUCCAGCAGAUUGACAUCACGGAGCUGGACGCGCUGGCCGCAAAGAUGAACGCUGAGUUUGAGGACGCGGAGGGGUUUGAUUUGGUGGUGGAGUGAAUUUAACCCUGACACGGACUCCUGUGCUGCAGAUGGAGGUGGUGAUUGAACCAGUGACUUCAUUAUACAUGACAUUGUUAUGUUUUGUCACUGUCAUUCUUUAAAAAAACAAACAAAAAACAAUCAGUUUUAAGAUGUGACACAUAACUAAAAACUUCAGGCUGCUUUUCUACACGUGCAGCCCCAUAUC